Cottoperca gobio is the source of this 1743-nucleotide messenger RNA. It is a transcript of the gene gabra3, whose product is annotated as gamma-aminobutyric acid type A receptor subunit alpha3. Gene Ontology annotation, biological process: monoatomic ion transmembrane transport. The transcript is spliced from 10 exons. Gene Ontology annotation, cellular component: membrane. Gene Ontology annotation, molecular function: extracellular ligand-gated monoatomic ion channel activity; GABA-A receptor activity. Bases 505 to 1743 code for a protein of 412 amino acids. The record is from RefSeq and is a predicted model, not a curated record. NCBI's taxonomy places the organism in Eukaryota, Metazoa, Chordata, Actinopteri, Perciformes, Bovichtidae.
CGCCUGGCAGGGUUGCUGUGCACUAACGCACAAGGAGGGGGGGCGGAAGAGUCCCCUACAGCUGUCGAGAGCAUCACUAACAAGCUGGUCGGAUAACAGUGAGCCCUCCCGCAAAAGUCCACCGCAUGUCCAUGUGGGCAUUGAUCCGCGCGUGACAGAUCAACGCCUCUAAAGCAGCCCUUAGGUUCAGGGUUUGCCCCUCCUGACCAGCACCAAUCUGAGAUGGAUAGAAAGAGGGGGCGGGAAGGUUAGUUUGAAGAGGGCAGAGCUUUGCGAGAGGACGCCGAUUUCCCUUAUUAUUUCACCGCUGGAGAAGAAAAAAAAACCCGAACCCAAUGGACAAUAACAGCUGAGGGAGAAAUCACUCGGACCAAGCGUCAGAACCUCAUUAACUCCAAGGAAACCCAGUCGGGAGAGAGAGAGGGAGAGAGAGAGAGAGGGAGAGAGAAGAAACAACAAAUACACAUCCCUUUAUUGCAGCUGGAGUCCUCUGUUGAAACUGAUAUGGCUGCUUCACUUUGGAAGCCUAAAUCACUGCACAUGGGCUUGUGGAUCUUCCUCCUGCUCCUCAACCUCCUUCCUGCAGCCAGGGCCGUGGUUGGACACAGAGAGCCGUUGCCUGAUGAUAGUAAAGACAAUAUCACCAUUUUCACACGAAUCCUAGACAGGCUGUUGGAUGGAUAUGACAACAGGCUACGUCCAGGGCUGGGAGAGAGUGUGACAGAAGUGAGGACAAACAUCUAUGUGACGAGUUUUGGGCCAGUGUCGGAUACAGACAUGGAGUACACCAUCGAUGUCUUCUUCCGUCAGAGUUGGCGAGAUGAGAGGCUGAAGUUUGACGGGCCCAUGCAAGUGUUACCCCUCAACAACCUCCUGGCCAGUAAGAUCUGGACUCCUGACACCUUUUUCCACAACGGAAAGAAAUCAGUGGCCCACAACAUGACGACUCCUAACAAACUGCUACGACUAGUCGACAACGGCACGCUUCUCUACACGAUGAGGUUGACUAUUCAUGCCGAGUGCCCCAUGCACCUGGAGGAUUUCCCGAUGGAUGCACACGCCUGUCCUCUGAAAUUCGGAAGUUAUGCUUACACCAACAACGAGGUGAUCUACCUGUGGACCCAGGGAGACGAGAGGUCUGUGGCUGUUGCAGAGGAUGGCUCCAGGCUGAACCAGUAUGACUUACUGGGACAUGUUAUUGGCAAAGAAACCAUCAGUUCCAGCACAGGAGAAUAUGUAGUGAUGACAACAUAUUUCCAUUUGAAAAGGAAAAUUGGCUAUUUUGUGAUUCAAACCUACCUCCCGUGCAUCAUGACUGUCAUACUGUCUCAGGUCUCCUUCUGGCUAAACAGAGAAUCGGUUCCUGCUCGCACUGUAUUUGGGGUCACCACUGUCCUAACCAUGACCACCCUGAGCAUCAGUGCUAGAAACUCCCUUCCUAAGGUGGCCUAUGCCACAGCCAUGGACUGGUUCAUGGCUGUGUGCUAUGCCUUUGUCUUCUCUGCCUUGAUUGAGUUUGCCACAGUCAACUACUUCACCAAGCGCAGCUGGGCAUGGGAUGGGAAAAAAGAGGGCAUGGAAAUAAGGCCAAAUGGAACAGGGACAGUGGGGCGGAACUGUGGGAGCAGAAAGAGAGGUAAACUCCCAGAGACACUGGCCCUGAUUCAGAAUGGCAGCAUAUGUUUCAUCCUAAAGUUAGUGGAGGCUCAUUUCCCCCCAAAAAGAUGGCACCCUUACAUCUAG